Babesia ovata is the source of this 552-nucleotide messenger RNA. RefSeq names its product signal peptidase. NCBI's taxonomy places the organism in Eukaryota, Apicomplexa, Aconoidasida, Piroplasmida, Babesiidae. The record is from RefSeq and is a predicted model, not a curated record. Gene Ontology annotation, cellular component: membrane; signal peptidase complex. Gene Ontology annotation, molecular function: serine-type endopeptidase activity. The transcript has 2 exons. The coding region runs from base 1 to 552 and encodes 183 amino acids.
AUGGAUUACAUCAAGGGCGAAUUUUCGCGCCUCAAAAGCGACGUGCGCCAGUUUUUCAGGCGCCCGCGCGAGAACAUCGAGCAGCUGCUUGCCACAGCCUGCGUGCUGUUCACCGCCCUUAUGCUUUGGAAGACGGCAAACCUCUAUACAGGUACCGACUCCCCCGUGGUGGUGGUGCUCAGCGGAAGCAUGGAACCUGCGUUUUACCGAGGCGAUAUUCUUUUCCUCAUGAAGCAUGAGAAGGUUUCAGCGGGCGAUAUCGUAGUUUUUAAGGUGAAUGGAAGAGACAUACCAAUUGUGCACCGAACGUUAAGUUUGCACGCAAACAGCAAUGAAGUGAACGUGCUGACCAAGGGAGACAACAACGACGUGGCAGACCGUGGGCUUUAUUCGCGAGGGCAGAAGUGGUUGGACGGCAAGCAACUGGUUGGAACCGUUCUGAUGCGGAUACCCAAGUUCGGGAUCCUCACAAUCAUUCUAAACGAGAAUCCCGUUUUCAAAUGGGCACUUAUAUCAAUACUCAUAUAUCUGGUACUGAGCGGCAAGGGAUGA